AUGGCAAAUAAGAAAGAAACUGACUUUGAAACGAGAUCUGAUGAUGAGGAGGAGGAGAAAAUCCGGCUGCAAAGACCGUCAGGCGAGGCCUCGUCUCGAUCUUUGAGAUUACGUUUGUCUAGGCCUCAGAGUGAGGAGGAGGAUGAUGACUACGGAAACGGAGGUGAAGAGGAGGAGCUGAAAAAAACAAUCAUGAUAGGAAGUUCGUAUCAAGCGACAAUUCCCGAAGGGUUGUGUAAAUACGAUGAUGCCUUGCCAUAUGAAAAUGAUGACAAAUUGCUUUGGAACCCAGAUAAGCUGACAGAUGAGGAUAUAGAGUCGUAUCUGGUAAAGGCUCAGGAGCCGAUAUUUAGUAAUGCUCAAGGAGUUCAUGCUAUCCCUACCGGAGCUCAUACAAGAGACGAUGAGCAAGCGUUGUAUCUCCUACUGCAAUGUGGGUACAAUGUAGAUGAGGCACUACGUAGGCGAAGACUAAACGCCAUCCCCACCUCCGACACAAGCAGUUUGUGGUCUGAGGAAGAAUGCCGCAACUUUGAAAACGGCCUACGAGCUUUUGGUAAAGAUUUUCAUCAAAUUCAUCAAGAUAAGGUAAGAACGAGAUCUGUUGGAGAACUGGUACAAUUUUACUACCUUUGGAAGAAAACGGAACGACACGACAUCUUUGCCAAUAAGGCGAGGUUAGAGAAGAAGAAGUACACUUUGCAUCCUGGAAUAACGGACUACAUGGAUAGAUUUUUAGAAGAACAGGAAAGUGGAAUAAGUUCCGAGCAGAGAGAUAGAAGUGCUUCUCCGAAUCAUUCUCUGAGUGCGAGCGAUUCUAAACGGAAGCAACAUAUCGAAGAUAAGAAGGAAAGUGCUUUAGCAAAAGAAAGCACAUCAGGCAGUGUUGAAAUUACUGUAACUAAAACAACUUCCUCCACUGUUAGCCCCAGUAAAGUGGCAGUCCCGUCUGCUUCGGCCACGAUCACUCAAUGA
Macrosteles quadrilineatus (aster leafhopper) is the source of this 975-nucleotide messenger RNA. RefSeq names its product mesoderm induction early response protein 1-like. NCBI's taxonomy places the organism in Eukaryota, Metazoa, Arthropoda, Insecta, Hemiptera, Cicadellidae. Gene Ontology annotation, molecular function: histone deacetylase binding; transcription corepressor activity. Gene Ontology annotation, biological process: negative regulation of transcription by RNA polymerase II. Gene Ontology annotation, cellular component: nucleoplasm. The record is from RefSeq and is a predicted model, not a curated record. The transcript has a single exon. The coding region runs from base 1 to 975 and encodes 324 amino acids.